UAGAAUUUAUAUUUGUAUGUUUAUAUUUUGGAUACUCAAUAACAAAUACACUGUAAGAAGAAUCUGUCGUAAACCGGGCCUUAAAUCAGAAUCUGGCGUCACAAAUUUGUGAUCGAAUAGCGAACAUGUUAGAUCCAGCUUUUCAAUAUUACCAGACGAAUUAAUUCAUAUCGAGGGGUACGCUUUGGUGAAUUUUCAUACGAAGCAAUAGUAAAUUACUUCCUAUCACCAUUGUAAGAAAAAGGCUUUUAUCAAAGGUUUCAUAAAGAAGGCCAAUUUGAGCAAAUUUAGGUCUUGUUGAAAGUUAUAUUUAUCAUAAUUUAUAAUUACAUGUACACAUAAAUAUGGGAUAUUUCUGCAUUUACUGAUGCUUCUUCAGUCAAAUGAGGCCUUUUAUUUCUUAUAACAUAUUAAAAAACAUUUUAAGCUCUUUAUCCUUACUUACUUCUUAUCUUUAUCUUGAAUUCAUUUUAUGUUUUACGUAAGCAUGCUAUCUCUCGUACGUUUAUUUCGAAUAAAGGAACAUAAUUUUUAUGUACAUUUUUACAGCUGUUUAUAUGAAACAGUUUUUAUCAGUUUUAUCGCUAUCACGAUAUUUAUCAUUCUCGAAUGAUUAAGUCUAAGUCUGAUGGCAUAACAUUUUCAGAUUAGGUAUCAGCAACAUGGUGUUGUUCUUCAUUCUCGAUAAUUAUUUGUCGAUAGCACUAGUCAUCGGUCUAAACGCGAUUCUGAUUACGAGUACACAGCCUAAACUGAAAUUAGUUAAUGUAGUAUUCAGACACGGCGAUCGAACACCUGAUAAUAACGGUUAUGAAAUGUUUCCGACUGAUCCAUAUAUAAAUUAUACAUUCUUUCCGACAGGCCUCGGUCAAUUGACUAAUCAAGGCAAGAAACAUGAAUAUGAAUUGGGACAAGUCUUGCACUGCAGAUAUAAAGACUUUCUGGGCGAUUUGUAUCUGCCAAACUUGGUCGUGGGUUACAGUUCGGAUUAUGAUAGAACAAAGAUGUCCCUGCAACUCGUUCUGGCUGCUUUGUUUCCGCCUACGGAUACUCUACAACGAUGGAAUGCUGAUUUGAACUGGCAACCAAUUCCGACGAUGUAUCUUUCACGUGUCGACGACAACUUAUUCUUGGCUGACGAUUGUCCACAAUUCGUCGACGAGUACAAUCGUAUACUGAAUAUGCCCGAAAUAAAAAAGGAGAUGUCCCAAUUUAAAGACGUGAUGAGUAAGUUGACGAAGUUAACCGGUAAGAAUAUCGAAACGCCUUCGGAUUUGUAUUAUUUAUAUAAUACUUUCGUAUCGGAGUCGUCCAUGAAUCUAACCCUUCCCAAAUGGGCGCAUGAUUACUUCCCUCAUGGUCCACUGUUCGAUGGUAUUGUAUUCGCAUAUAAAAUUUACAAUUUUACUCCUUUAAUAAGAAGACUCUUCGUUGGUCCAAUGAUUCGCGCGAUAUUGAGCAAUAUGAUAAAAGAAAAAAAUUCGAAUCCACCGGAUACAAAGAUUUAUUUAUAUAGUGGUCACGAGACUAACGUCGCGUCGAUGCUGCACGCAUUUAACUUAUACAAGCCUCAUGUACCUGAAUACUCUAGCGCGGUUAUUUUGGAAUUAUUACAGCAAGACAAGCAGCACUACGUGAAGUUUUUACAUUAUCGGGGUAUUCCGUCGAUCAUCGACGAGCUUGAGAUCCCAGGUUGUGAAAUACUCUGUCCUUUCGACAAGUUCUCGGAUCUAAUUCAGGAUUUAAUUCCGUCCGACGAAGAAAUGAUUUGCGAUAAGAGGCAGAUUCCGGAUUACGCUAACACGGAAUAUCCUGUCAUGUUACAGAACAUGAUAUACAAUUUAAUAAAGAAAAAUUAAUUUAAUAAAGAACCAAUACAGCAAUAACGCAUAGCGCCAAUUAAAAUGUUAUACAUAAAAUAUUUUAAAUAUCCAUAAUUGUAUUUAAAGAACCCCGCACUAAUCAUAUGGAAAAUCUGUCCCGGUCAAAUCAAUUG
This is a messenger RNA of Formica exsecta, 1996 nucleotides long. Its product is annotated as venom acid phosphatase Acph-1-like. Gene Ontology annotation, molecular function: phosphatase activity. The transcript is spliced from 6 exons. NCBI's taxonomy places the organism in Eukaryota, Metazoa, Arthropoda, Insecta, Hymenoptera, Formicidae. Gene Ontology annotation, biological process: dephosphorylation. The record is from RefSeq and is a predicted model, not a curated record. Bases 663 to 1859 code for a protein of 398 amino acids.